Lagenorhynchus albirostris (white-beaked dolphin) is the source of this 1466-nucleotide messenger RNA. RefSeq names its product IQ motif containing G (gene IQCG). The transcript is spliced from 11 exons. The record is from RefSeq and is a predicted model, not a curated record. Bases 144 to 1466 code for a protein of 440 amino acids. Gene Ontology annotation, cellular component: sperm flagellum; cytoplasm. Gene Ontology annotation, molecular function: protein binding. NCBI's taxonomy places the organism in Eukaryota, Metazoa, Chordata, Mammalia, Artiodactyla, Delphinidae. Gene Ontology annotation, biological process: cilium organization; sperm axoneme assembly.
CGGGUGCUGUAGCGGGAAAAGUGAAGCCCGACUGGAGGACUACCCCCGCCUCGAAUACCCCAGAUUUGAUUCGCCAACAAGUGACUGCAUUUUUGUGAGAUUAUAAAUGUACCAAGGAGGUUAACAAAACUAACUCAAGAAGAAUGGAAGAAGGUCAGCUGGAAGCCUCAAAUCUUCCUCCAAAAAUCUGGCAUUCUGAGGUGAGAGUGUCAGUGACAGGUGAACCACCUACUGCUGUAGAAGAAAAUGAAGAAACAGCCAAAGAAACAGCCGUAGAAAUCAUCCCAGAAGUCAUGGAGCCACUCUCCCUUCUAGAUGUACUGAGGAUCUCUGCAGUUCUGGAGGACACCAUAGACCAGCUCUCUAUUCUAAACUAUAUCAUGCCAGUUCAGUAUGAAAAAAGAAAAAAUAUCAGCGUGAAGAAUAACAAAGAAAUAAAUUUAGAAGGAAAAAGCUUAGAAAAACUUUCACCGGUCUCAAAACCCUCAAAACUAUCCAGUCCAUUCGUACAUAAAGAAGAGCCCAAGUUACCAGAAAUCAGACAAGGAGGCCAGUUUAACAAAGUGCAAGAUCUUAUCUUCAAAGAACCUACAAGGCAGAUCAUAAUGAAUACAGAGACACUGAAGAAAAUUCAGAUUGAUAGGCAAUUUUUCAGUGAUGUAAUUACAGAAACCAUGCAGGAGUUGCAAGAUUCAGGCACUUUCACCAAUCUCCUGAAAGCUUUGGGCAAAGAGAGGGAAAACAAAAUGCAUUUCUAUAAUAUCAUUGCCAGGGAGAAAAAUGGAAGAAAAAAGAUAAAAUCUCUUCAAAAACAGCUGCUUAAUGUCAAAAGAGAAAGGCAAGCUGAAGUACAGAGUCGGCAUGAAUAUAUUGCUCACCUUAAGAACGAGUUGCAAGAGAUGAAGGCAAAAACCAACAUGGAGAAUCGCUAUAUGAAGAGAAACACUGAGCUGCAGAUUUCCCAGACCCAGAAAAAAUGUAGCAAAACAGAGGAGCUCUUGCUGGAAGAGAUUGAGAAACUAAGGCUGAAAACUGAAGAAGAGAACCGGAUUCAUGCAGAGAUUGAAAUAUUCCUUAGAAAGGAGCAGCAGAGCCUUGAGGAGAAGCUGGAGUUCUGGAUGGAGAAAUUUGAUAAGGACACAGAAAUGAAACAGAAUGAACUAAAUGCUCUCAAAGCUGCUAAGGCCAGUGACUUAGCACACCUUCAAGAACUUGCAAAGACGAUAAGGGAAUAUGAACAAGUCAUCAUUGAAGAUCGUAUAGAAAAGGAGAAGACCCGGAAGAAGAUAGAACGGGAUCACUUGGAAUUAGAGAGCAGCAUAAAGCUCCAGGCCUGGUGGCGAGGCACUGUGGUACGGAAGGAAAUUGGUGGUUUCAAAAUGCCCAAGAAGGGCAAAGAUGAUGGCAAGGAUUCAAAAGGUAAAGGUAAAGGCAAAGACAAGGACAAGCGGAGAGGCAAGAAGUGA